Molecule: messenger RNA, 1915 nt
Organism: Panonychus citri (citrus red mite)
Lineage: Eukaryota; Metazoa; Arthropoda; Arachnida; Trombidiformes; Tetranychidae
Exons: 2
Coding region: 468-938 (156 amino acids)
Source: RefSeq, a predicted model, not a curated record
UGAGUGUAACUUUUUGUGUUCUUUCACACGAAGACCUUAAAAUGACCUUUAAACGCUACCUUCGAGAAAUGACCUCAAAGACCUUGAAAAUCGUAAAGUCGAACGCUUCAAUUCUUUUCAGUCCUCAGGUCAAUUCUGACAUUCAUAUGACCUUUAUUUCUUGAGAUAUUCAGCGAAAUAUCCGAGGUGGAUAAAAGAUACGCCCUGUAUACACUGACUCUCAAUGAGAAGAUAAUCUAAAUACUCUUCUCUUAAUUGAGAUGGAAAGAACUCGAUUUUUCACUUGGAACUUUUUUAUAAAUCAAUUUGAAAUUUUAUCAAAUGGUUGUUAUUCAAACUCGUUCUCCAUUACUAUUACUUGAUUGAUUUAUUAAUCAUUUCAUUGAAACUUUCUCACAAAUUAAAUUGAAAUCAAGUGAUUAAAUGGUCAAUUCAAUGGAUUCAUGAUGUUUUUGCACCGAUGAACUAUGGGCAUAGCUAAGAAACCAGUAACUAGUAACAGUAAAAUUCCCGCUCUCGCUACAACGAUAAAAGAGCCUUCGUAUUCAGUUCAAACGCCAUUCUGUUCAUCAUUACCCCUACGACGGAUAUUUUGCUGGACUUUAACGGGCUUUGGACUCAUUUGGCAAGUUUGGAGUAUCUCAAGUGUCUACUUUCAAUAUGCAACUCGUGUGGACAUUGACAUUGAAGUGCCAUCGCAAUUAUCAAUGCCCGCUCUUUCAAUAUGCCUCAGUUUGGUCUACAAAAUCGAUGACCUUUAUCCUAAAUAUUAUCCAACCCGUGAAUCAGUCCCACCCAAAACCGCUCUGCCCAUUAACAUACUCUCCCAAUUACCGAUUCCAAAUAUAACCAUAAACUGUACGACUCCGUUUGAUGAGCUCCCAAAAUUGACCAAACCAAAGGCUACGCUUGUGAAAAUUACUCGCCGAUUCUGGUGAGCAUUCAUUAUACCGAAGGUAUUAACAUUCGUAAAUGUUUCACUUACUUUUAUCGAAAUGCAACUACUCCCGCCUUUCUGGUCAAUUAUGCCGAUUCGAAGGAUUUUUUUAACGUGGAACUGAUUUCCAAUGAUAACAUUUCCGUUUCCAUUUUCGUUCAUAACCCAAUUGAGAUUUUACUUGUAAGUGCCGCUGAUACCUUCACCUUUCACACCAAUGCCACUUCUGACCUUAUAUUAUCUUCAUCGAAAUUGAUUACGAAACUACUUCCAUCGCCUUUCCGAACUGAAUGUGUUGAAUAUCAUGAAAAACGAUUCGGUCGAACUGGUUGUAUCUUCGACUGUCUUGAGGAAAGUUCGAUGAGAGAAUGUGGAGUCUGGCCUUCUACGGUUCCCGCUGAUCCUUGGUUACCGCACUAUUUCAAUCGAGUGGAUAAACCUUGUAGCUUAACGUUAGAACAGAAAGAGAUUUGUACUUCAUCGAAAGUAACUUGUCCCAACCAGUGUCUUAAUCUUUGGUACACAACGACUUUGGUCACUCUUCAUCAGCCCAUUACACCGACAAAUUUGACUCGUAUCUUCAUUCGUAGACCUUCAGAAGUUGAAUUCACAUACAGGUACACACCUCGACUUGAUCGUAUUGAAUAUCUUUGCUAUGUUGCUUCUUGUUUCGGCAUUUGGUUAGGAAUUUCAUUUCUCGAUAUCUUACAAAAUUCAAUCGUUGCCAUGAAACGAAAAUUGGCCGCACAAGAGCCUCAAAUAAUGGUCAUCACACCAACUUACAUUUACUUUUCUCGUAAUCGUGUUAGUUCAAUUUCCUCAACAAUAACGACAUGAAAACUACUUAGGGUUACAUUUAUCGUUUCAUCUCAUUCGAUCCAAAAUCAGAUCACUUCAUCCAAUAUAUCCAAAAUUUUAUUCUCUACUGAUAAUUCAAUCAAUAUUAAUAUUCUAAAUAAAAUCUUGGGUCCAUAUUCA